Messenger RNA from Suillus fuscotomentosus, 1774 nucleotides. RefSeq names its product Pkinase-domain-containing protein. Gene Ontology annotation, biological process: protein phosphorylation. NCBI's taxonomy places the organism in Eukaryota, Fungi, Basidiomycota, Agaricomycetes, Boletales, Suillaceae. Bases 233 to 1480 code for a protein of 415 amino acids. Gene Ontology annotation, molecular function: cyclin-dependent protein serine/threonine kinase activity; ATP binding. The transcript has 8 exons. Gene Ontology annotation, cellular component: cytoplasm; nucleus. The record is from RefSeq and is a predicted model, not a curated record.
CAGGAUUCUGGAAGAAGUUCGGUCUCACUUAUUCCUCGAGCGAAGGCACCUCGUACUACUAGGAAGUCGGCACUCACGCUCGCCUGAUAAAACCGUCCGUUUUCUGGGAUUCGCUGUCUAUCGUUGUGUAAAAAAGGGACAGGAAGGGCCUGCUUACGAUCUUUUCAUCUGUUACGUUCUACCGUUCUACCACUAUCACCCCAGGUAAUCAGCUGCAGUGGCGGGACCAACGAUGAACUACAUUCAGUUAGAGAAACUUGGCGAAGGUACAUACGCCACGGUUUACAAAGGUCGUUCGCGAACGACCAAUGAGAUCGUCGCGCUCAAGGAGAUACAUCUUGACGCAGAGGAAGGGACACCCUCCACCGCCAUCCGUGAGAUUUCCCUCAUGAAGGAACUCAAGCAUGUCAAUAUCGUCCGCCUCCACGAUGUUAUACACACGGAGACAAAGCUUGUCCUUAUCUUCGAGUAUUGUGAUCAAGAUCUCAAGAAGUAUAUGGACCAACACGGCGAUCGCGGAGCGCUUGACCCUAUGACCGUGCGAAGUUUCAUGUACCAGCUCCUCAAGGGCACAUCGUUUUGUCAUGAGAACAGGGUCUUACAUCGGGACCUGAAGCCUCAGAACCUUCUUAUUAAUCGCAAGGGGGAGCUGAAACUUGGUGACUUUGGUCUCGCACGUGCAUUUGGCGUGCCGGUGAACACAUUCUCAAACGAGGUCGUCACACUAUGGUAUCGUGCACCAGAUGUACUUCUUGGAUCACGCACGUACAAUACAUCGAUUGAUGUGUGGUCCUGCGGUUGCAUCUUCGCGGAGAUGAUCUCUGGAGUGCCCCUUUUCCGUGGCCGUGACAACCAGGACCAGUUACUUCAUAUCAUGCGCAUCGUCGGCACGCCGGACGAUCGAGUUCUGAGGAAGAUAGCGACUGAAUCGCCCGAGAUUACCCUAAAGCAAUACCCAAGAUACCCAAAGAUUUCCUUUGCCCAAGUGCUUCCUAAGGCCUCGCCACAAGCCCUCGACUUACUUGAACGUCUACUUCAAUUUGAUCCUGCCAAGCGUAUGACGGCCACUGAAGCCCUUUCGCACCCUUACUUUACCUCCACGGUGGCCCCUACCUACGGCCCAAGUUCGACUCCAGGGUCGAUGCCACCGCCUCAGUUCAAUUUUCCUCAUCCUCAUGCCCAUGCACAGCAACAGCAACAACAACAACAGCAACCCCACAAUCCAAUCCCUCCAGCAGGGUCGUCGUCUCAAAUUUCAAUAACCCCGUCGUCAGUUUAUCCACAUGGCCAGCAGCAGCCCAUGUAUAGCAGUCAGGACGCUGCAAGGAUGCAGGCGCAAGUUCAGGCCCAGGCCCAGGCCCAAGCAAUGGCUCAGGCUCAGGCUCAGGCACAUGCCCACGCACAAGCUCAUAUGAAUCAACAGGUCGCGCCUGGAUACCCUGGAGGGUUUCCUGCGCAGUAUCAGCAACAUCCACGAUAGUGCUGCAAAGCUUUCUGGUGGUGUAGAAAUUGUUUUAUGUAUUUGAUGUUUCGCCCCUUUUUUCAUACGCAUUGUUCCUGUUAUAUGUAUUGUCACCUCGGGGAUAGAAGAAUGUUGUAAUCACUAGUCUUGUAACACAGAUGGCACGUUUCGUCCACGGGGAGGAAUCUACGUUGGUUCGAUUGAAAGUGGGCUAGGUGGCUUUACAAGGAGAGGUUCCAAAAGCGAGUUGCCCUAGCCUGGCUACUGCGGACUCUCAGGCUGGAGGAUCAUUGAAAUUAAUCAAGAUACGAC